GCUGAGGCAGACUUGGCUCUAGCAAUUAUUUCGUCGAGUGGCAUGCAAGCCCAUCGACUUGGCAUAGAAGUAGAUGAGCUGCACGCGAGGGUGCAGAGGGACAAGAUUGGCUUUAUUGUAAGACAGCACCCCACUCGACAGAAACGCUCGACAAAUGAGGCCUUUCCAACAACAACCAAAGGCCAAUCAUUCGCUCCACGGCAGAUAAUCGUCAAAUACACUCGCCGGGGAAACGCCUUCCAAACUGGGAACCUUCGCAGAUCAACCGGAGACGUUGAGCGCUUUGGGCAGGACGUGGCCCAAGCUGAGGGCUUGAUAAGUGCAUGGGCUUCGCCGUUGGCAGGACGGUGCUUCAUCGUCGGGAGGGCGGAGCUUGUCGUCAAGAAGGAGCUGUCUUCUGUGUCAGUGCUAGAAAUCGUGUCUGCAGAGCGGGCGGGUCUUCCCCUUUCUGCGAGGCCAAUGAGAGAAUUUGCGAAGCGGAAGCAGGCUCAGAAGUACUAUUUUCUUGUCGAUAGGGUUGUACAAAGUGGCAAGGCGAUGUUCUCAUCAGACUGAGCAUUGGCGACAUGCGAGCGCUGGACUUUGUGAGGCCUUCAGCUCGAUCGACGUUAAGACAAGCCCUUCCCCUUUUUUCAGGAAGGGAGUCACGAAGCAACAAAGUUGAACACUUGCUUGAUACAGGUGAGAAAGUAGCUCAGCAGGGAGGCGGAGUCUUCCUUUCCCCCUUGACUGGUGGUAAGCAGGGAGAUGGCGCGGC
This is a messenger RNA of Schizophyllum commune H4-8, 757 nucleotides long. RefSeq lists its product as uncharacterized. Bases 43 to 555 code for a protein of 170 amino acids. The transcript has a single exon. The record is from RefSeq and is a predicted model, not a curated record. Lineage: Eukaryota; Fungi; Basidiomycota; Agaricomycetes; Agaricales; Schizophyllaceae.